AUGCAGUCAGGGAUUGCUGCUUCGAAGGAGCUCCACGAGCAGUUUAGCUCGCUGUUGUCAUCUUCGUCCACCUUUGCUCUUCUGGUUGGCAUCGAAAAAGAGUCACUGGUGCCGCUUGCUAGCAUAGCUUCGACAUCUUCGUUCUCGGGCGACUUGAAAUCGCUACAUUCACACAUCAAGCCCAAUGUCGCACUCUAUGCCAUUAUCCGACGAUAUGACGCGGCGCCGAAGCUCGCGGCCAUCUCCUACGUGCCAGACGCCGCCCCGGUGCGGCAGAAGAUGCUGUUCGCUUCGACGCGACUUACGCUGAACCGCGAGCUGGGCCUCGAGCACUUUCGCGAGAGUCUCUUCUUCACGACGCCGGAAGAGUUUACUGAAGCGGGGUUUAAGAAGGCGGACGCGCACGCGCAGCUCGAGGCACCCCUGACGGAGGAGGAGCGCACGCUGGGGGAGGUCAAGCGCGCAGAGCAGGAGGCUGGUGCGGGGACUGGGACUCGUGAAAUUCAUCUGAGCAAGAGCCUGGCGAUGCCUGUUUCCGAGGAGGCCAUUGCUGCCCUGAAGGACAUGCAGGGCAGCCGCGUUGUGACUAUGCUGAAAAUCAACCCAUCCACUGAAGCUGUCGAACUGGUACCCGAAUCACCCCGACCCAGCACGAUCGCCGAGCUGUCGCAGGCCAUCUCGAGCACCGAGCCGCGCUUCACGUUCUACCGGUACACGCACACGCACGACGGGGCGGAGCAGAGCCCCCUGUUGUUCCUGUACACGUGCCCGACGUCGAUGGGCGGCGCCAAGUCCUCCAUCAAGAACCGCAUGAUGUACCCCCUGAUGAAGCGGGCGGUGCUGGCGGUGGCGGAGCAGGAGGCGGGCCUGACGGUGGACAAGAGGUUUGAGGUGGAGGAGACGAGCGAAGUGACGGAGCAGCUGGUGCUGGGGGACCUGCACCCGAAGCCGGCGGCGAGGCAGGGGUUCAGCCGGCCGAAGCGACCUGGCCGGUGA
Cordyceps fumosorosea ARSEF 2679 is the source of this 996-nucleotide messenger RNA. Its product is annotated as twinfilin-1. NCBI's taxonomy places the organism in Eukaryota, Fungi, Ascomycota, Sordariomycetes, Hypocreales, Cordycipitaceae. Bases 1 to 996 code for a protein of 331 amino acids. Gene Ontology annotation, molecular function: actin monomer binding; actin filament binding. Gene Ontology annotation, cellular component: cytoplasm; actin filament. Gene Ontology annotation, biological process: actin filament depolymerization; barbed-end actin filament capping. The record is from RefSeq and is a predicted model, not a curated record. The transcript has 3 exons.